CCCACAGUUUCGUUUAGCUGCAGUAGGCUAUAUAAAUGACACAUAAACUCAAGAGCAGCUGUCACAGAAACCGUUUCAAAGCUUCUCAGUCGGAUUCUUCUUCUUCUUCUCAUCAUCAUCAUCAUCAUCAUCAUCAUCAUGUCUCCAGAAACUAUGAACCUUGCUCUGCUGUUGUCGCUGUUGUGCGUGUGCCUUGCUGCGGGCAUGGCUGUCCCUGAGAACAUUUUGCAGGUUUUAUCCUACUCCGGGAUGGAUUGUGAGCUUCAGUGCACCGCCAGGUCCAAGCCUGGGGUCCAAUACCGAGCUGUGAGAUGGUACAAGGUCGGAGCGUCUCCGUCGUCUCGCCUCAGCGGCCUGUUGACCCGGGACCUCCCGGACGGCCCGACGCACCGGUACAGCGGCGUGGAGCGAGAGGUGCAGCUGCGGGGCGAGUCCCGAGACCUCAGCCUGCCCAACGUGACGUGCGGGGACGGCGGACUGUACACGUGUCACCUGGCCGCACCUGUAGGGGAGCAGAACCAGGACGGGCAGGUGCUCCUCACUCUCACAGAUUGUGCCGAUCGUCCAACGGAAAACUUGAUGACGGACACUUUCCUGGUGGUUUCCGCCACGGUGGUGCUGAUGCUCGCACUGGUGAUUUACCUCAUAAGCUAUGGCAGUUUGAAGAAUAUGAUCAAAGAAAGAAACAGGAGAACAAUAAAAGAAGUCGUGUUGAAUGCACCGCUCAAACCGCUGGACAAAGAGGACUUAAAGUUGAUCUACACCCUGGGUCCUAAGGUGUCCAAAGCACCCACGAUGAAGCACGUCUGCGUCUGAAGACCACGUUUGUUCUGGAAAACUGCAGAAGAAAGGCCGGGAAGACAAGACCGACCCCCCCCCCCCCACAUACACAAAAAUAGCUUCUUUUUAGUGUAAGAAUCAACAUCUUCACGUUACCACAUCUAUAACUUGUCCUCAGUUAGGGCCUUUGUAAUUAAACGUGACAUUUAUU
Etheostoma spectabile (orangethroat darter) is the source of this 991-nucleotide messenger RNA. It is a transcript of the gene cd83, whose product is annotated as CD83 molecule. The transcript has 5 exons. The coding region runs from base 139 to 816 and encodes 225 amino acids. Lineage: Eukaryota; Metazoa; Chordata; Actinopteri; Perciformes; Percidae. The record is from RefSeq and is a predicted model, not a curated record.